Messenger RNA from Puma concolor (puma), 1668 nucleotides. RefSeq names its product MAPK interacting serine/threonine kinase 1 (gene MKNK1). Lineage: Eukaryota; Metazoa; Chordata; Mammalia; Carnivora; Felidae. Gene Ontology annotation, biological process: protein phosphorylation. The record is from RefSeq and is a predicted model, not a curated record. Gene Ontology annotation, molecular function: protein kinase activity; ATP binding.
ACCAGUACACAAAUGGUAGACCACCAAGCUCUGACCAAGAGGAAGAGAUGGGCAGCAGUGAGCCCCUUCCUAUUGCAGAAGGUGACAAGAGGAAAAAGAAGAAGCGGAAGGCCCGGGCCACUGACUCCUUACCAGGAAAGUUUGAAGAUAUGUACAAGCUGACCUCUGAAUUGCUUGGAGAGGGAGCCUAUGCCAAAGUCCAAGGUGCCGUGAGCCUGCAGAAUGGCAACGAGUAUGCUGUCAAAAUCAUCGAAAAACAAGCAGGGCACAGUCGGAGUAGGGUAUUCCGAGAGGUGGAGACGCUCUAUCAGUGUCAAGGAAACAAGAACAUUUUGGAGCUGAUUGAGUUCUUUGAAGAUGACACAAGGUUUUACUUGGUCUUUGAGAAAUUGCAAGGAGGCUCCAUCCUGGCCCACAUCCAGAAGCAGAAGCACUUCAAUGAGCGAGAAGCCAGCCGAGUGGUGCGGGAUGUGGCCGCUGCCCUUGACUUCCUGCACACCAAAGGCAUUGCUCACCGCGAUCUGAAGCCAGAAAAUAUAUUGUGUGAGUCUCCAGAAAAGGUGUCUCCGGUGAAAAUCUGUGACUUUGACUUGGGCAGUGGGGUGAAACUGAACAACUCCUGCACCCCCAUAACCACACCAGAGCUGACCACUCCAUGUGGUUCCGCAGAAUACAUGGCCCCGGAGGUGGUGGAGGUCUUCAGGGACGAGGCCACUUUUUACGACAAGCGCUGUGACCUGUGGAGCCUGGGCGUGGUCCUCUACAUCAUGCUGAGUGGCUACCCCCCCUUUGUAGGUCACUGCGGGGCCGACUGUGGCUGGGACCGGGGAGAGGUCUGCAGGGUGUGCCAGAACAAGCUGUUUGAGAGCAUCCAGGAAGGCAAGUAUGAGUUUCCUGACAAGGACUGGGCACACAUCUCCAGCGAGGCCAAAGACCUCAUCUCCAAGCUCCUGGUUCGAGAUGCAAAGCAGAGACUGAGUGCCGCCCAAGUUCUGCAGCACCCCUGGGUGCAGGGGCAAGCUCCAGAAAGGGGACUCCCCACGCCGCGAAUCCUCCAGAGAAAUAGCAGCACGAUGGACCUGACACUCUUCGCGGCUGAGGCCAUCGCCCUUAACCGCCAGCUUUCUCAGCGCGAGGAAGACGAGCUGGCAGAGGAGUCCCUGGCUGAGGGCUUGUGCUCGGUGAGGCUUUCUCCUCCAUGCAAGUCACGCCUGGCCCGGCGGAGGGCCCUGGCCCAGGCAGGCCGCAGUGAUGACCUGGAACUGUGUCCAACUCCCACCACACUCUGACCCACUCCAGCCACAACCUCCAGGACCUCAGCCUGCCCGGGCUUGGCCAAAGUCUACAGAGCAAGUAGAGCGAGCUGCUCUGUGGCUCCGUCCAGGCCACCCAACCCCCCAUUUCCCCAGAGUCCUCAAGGAAAAAGCUCUUUCCAAAGGGGUUGUCUUUGAAAAGGAAAGCAAUCACUUGUCACUUUGCAUAAUCGCCUGCGGCAGGGACAUCUCUGCUGGGCUCCUGCCCACCUGCUCACCCGCCUGCGGAUCCAGGAUGCAGCCUGCUCUCCUGGGCAGCAGGCGGCAGUGGCGGCUGGGGCUGCAGCCUUCAGGGAGCCAGCCUUGAGAAGCAGCAGUUGACAGAGGCUCUCUCUUCUCUUUGCACUGUCACCCC